GAACUUGAAUGCUCUUUGCUACAUGCUAAUAAGUUAUUGUUUUGUUUUUGCACUUAAUUUGUGUAGUUAGGUAGAUAUUGCUUGUCUAUUUUGAGAAUAUUUCUGCAAGUAGUGCAUCGUUCAAUGUUGAAAUAAUUUGUAGUACUUGCACUUAUAAGUAAAACAGGUUUCUUUUGGUUUCCUACAUUGGGAAUAAAAAUUGAACUCGAGAGUUCAACUACAGCUUACAUUCCGGUUUAACCUGUCACCCACUUCACUCCUCCGGCUCAAAGGGACAUUCAGGCGACGACAUGGCUGGCAUUGGCAGGCUCGCCACUAAAGACUCAGUCCUUUUCCUGUGUGACAUGCAGGAGAAGUUCAGACCCAACAUCUUUCAAUUCACCAACAUCGUCAGCAAUGCUGCAAGAUUACUGCAGGCCAGUCGUAUUCUGGCCAUCCCCCCUAUUUUGACAGAGCAGUACCCCAAAGGCUUGGGUCCUACGGUACCAGAGCUGGGAGCAGAGGACCUCAAGGCUCAUGCUAAAACUACAUUCACUAUGAUGAUAGAGGAGGUGGAGAAAGAGCUGCAGGCCCUGGGGAACCCUAAACAGGCUAUCCUGUGUGGAAUAGAGGCCCACGCCUGUAUUGCGUGUACAACAUUUGACCUGCUUGAAAAGGGAAUGGAAGUUCAUAUUGUGGCUGAUGCAGUCUCAUCCAGAAGCCAGACAGACCGUUUGUUUGCUCUUUCCCGACUGAAGCAGAGUGGAGCGUACCUCACCACCACGGAGGCUGUUCUGCUGCAGCUCGUUCAAGACGCCAAACACCCCAACUUCAAGGAGAUCCAGAAGCUGUUGGCUCACCCAUCACCUGACACCGGCCUCCUUGCCUUCUUCAGCGCUCUGUAGGGCCAUCAACGCAUUCAUCAUUCAUUUAAGAACUGUACAAACUGUCACAGCUUCUUACACACUGUUAAAAAGCUUCAAUAAAGGUGAUGCUGCUACUUUA
Messenger RNA from Sphaeramia orbicularis (orbiculate cardinalfish), 984 nucleotides. RefSeq names its product isochorismatase domain containing 2 (gene isoc2). The record is from RefSeq and is a predicted model, not a curated record. Bases 291 to 884 code for a protein of 197 amino acids. NCBI's taxonomy places the organism in Eukaryota, Metazoa, Chordata, Actinopteri, Kurtiformes, Apogonidae. The transcript is spliced from 6 exons.